AUGGCGAUGGUCAAUGCAUUUAUCGUCUAUCGAGAGUACAAGAAGCAGCGAGGCGAGCCAGCUCCAGACCAUGCUGAAUUCUUCCAGGAACUUCAGGCGCAGCUCCUACAAGUCACGAAUGCUGAUUUGGUCGAUGAGGUAUAUACUACAUGUGCUAUAUCAGACAUGUUUCCUCAGCCUCCGCCAUCAAACCCCAGGGGACAAGACCCAAGCCGUCACAAGCUUGUUGAGUUUCCAGAGUGGGUGCAGACCCGCGAGGGUGUGCGCAAGCGGCCGCGGCACCAAUGCAAGGUCUGCUCAAUUCGCAAGAAAAAAGUGGGUGAGCGCCCAGCAACACGCUUCUAUUGCGAAACAUGCAGUGAGGGCAAUAGACGUGUAUACCUUUGUGACCGCAUCUGCCCCGAACACUACCCCGGCAAUCGGCUGACAUGCCACCAAAUUUGGCACGAUAUGUGGAAGAACGGAGAGGAGCGGCCACCCCCUCGCGUCGGUCGGGACAUUCAAAUGCGCGCACUUGGAAAGAAACGCCGCGGCAGUCGCGUUCAAGACGCAGGCAGUGAGGAGGUGCCAGAGUAUGAGGAUGAGGCCAAGCAGGCGGAGCAGGAGAACGAGGAGGCCGAGCAGGAGGAAGAGGCUGAGGAGUAG
Messenger RNA from Phytophthora sojae, 645 nucleotides. RefSeq lists its product as hypothetical. The transcript has 3 exons. Bases 1 to 645 code for a protein of 214 amino acids. Lineage: Eukaryota; Oomycota; Peronosporomycetes; Peronosporales; Peronosporaceae. The record is from RefSeq and is a predicted model, not a curated record.